Molecule: messenger RNA, 2058 nt
Organism: Pelodiscus sinensis (Chinese soft-shelled turtle)
Lineage: Eukaryota; Metazoa; Chordata; Testudines; Trionychidae
Source: RefSeq, a predicted model, not a curated record
AUUGGGCAGGGUCUGCUGCUGCUGCUCCGGGAGCUUUUCCUGCUGCCGCCGCUGCUCGCAGGCGCUAUAAAUAGUGUCCCAGUCCAAAAUGCUCCGGUCUCUAGCGCGCUUGGCUCGCGGGCGAGCGCUGCCACCCUCGCCCCGGGCGUAGGGAGCCCGGCGGGCCCCAGGCGGAGUGCGCAGUGACUGUUACUCCUGAAAAACUUCUAAAGGAUCGGUUUAAGCAGAAGAUGAGUACAAUGGAGCAGUGUGUUGUGAACAAACAUAGAGCAAGUUCCUGAACUCUUCAACUUCCCUUCAUUCCUCUAGUGCUGAGGCAUACAGAGCAGAAUGUUUGCAUGCUCAGAGAAAGAUUAUUCUAACUGAAAGCAUUUCACAGUGCUCUAAAUUGUCUUCUAACGUGUGGUGAGGAAGUGGUGAUGUCACAUGCAGCUCUUACAGGAAACAAGCAACAAGAUUAUUUAGGGGAACUUGAGAAUUUGGUGAUUUCCAACGGAUUAAACACCACAGAAAUGGAUGAUGGAGGUCUAACGAAUAGCUGGUGGACUUAAUUAGCACAACAGUCAUGCGCAUUUGGUUUCAUAGCAAUAUUGGAAAAAGUUCAACUGUAGACCAUGCCUGUCCCUCCCCCUCCAGCUCCUCCGCCUCCCCCUACUCUUGCAGUGGCAAAUACCGAAAAGCCUUCCUUAAGCAAGUCUGAACAAUCAGGGCGAAAUGCUCUCUUAUCUGAUAUUAGUAAAGGAAAAAAACUAAAGAAAGCUGUUACUAAUGAUAGAAGUGGCCCUAUCCUAGACAAACCAAAAGGAUCAAGUGGUGGCGGCGGCGGCUUUGGCGGCAGCAGUGGUGGAGGAAGUGGUGGUGGCUAUGGUGGAGGCAGUGGCGGUGGCGGCGGCGGUGGUGGCGGACAUUCUGGAGGAAACAGACCUCCCAUGCUGCCACCAGGAGGAAGAACAACAUCUGCCAAGCCUUUUUCACCACCAAGUGCCGUGGGCAGAUUUCCGGGGCCGUCCCCUUUGGGACAAAGAAGUACCGCUCCUGAACCACAGAGAAACCGAAUGCCACCUCCGAGACCUGAUUUUGGUUCCAAACUGGAUACAGGGCCUCCUCCUGUUCCAAAUACUCCAAGACCCAUUCCAUCCGCUCAGCAUAACAGAGCAUCCCCUGCUGUGCCAGGAGUAAACAGGCAAACAAGCGCAGGGCCUAUCCCUCCAUCUUUCCCAGGAAACAGAAAUACAGGAUUUGGAGGAUCUAUUCGCCAAUCGACUCCAAGUUCCUCACCUUCUUUCUCUAACAGACCUCCCCUUCCUCCUGCUCCUGGCAAAUCAACAGAUGACAAGCCGCCGCCGCCGCCGCUGCCUCCAACAGGAAAUCGGCCGCUCCUCAGUCGGGAAACUACUUUUCCAUCUCCACCACCUCAGAACAGUAAACCUCCUGUUCCUUCCACGCCUCGGCCAUCUAAUCUCUCUCAGGCUCCACCCCUGCCUCCAAAUAGGCCAGGCUUACCUCCAGUUCCACCCAUUUCAAGUGGAAAUGAUGACAUGCCACGUCUUCCACAAAGGAAUCUCUCUCUAGGUUCUCUUUCUGCUUCCAGCUUGCCUGGAACAGGUCGUUCUGGCCCUCUUCCUCCCCCUCCAAAUGAGCGGCCUCCUCCUCCAGUAAGAGAUCCACCUAGCAGAUCAGGACCCCUUCCACCUCCUCCCCCAAUAAACAGAAAUGGAAGCACUUCACGGGCAUUGCCUGCUACGCCACAGUUACCUUCCAGGCCAGGAUUCGAAAACCAGAGGGGUGGACCAAGGCCUCCACUUCCUCCUGACAGAUCUGGUACCGGAGCUCCUCCACCACCUCCUCCACCAUCAUCAGCAAUCAGAAAUGGCUUCCAGGAUUCAUCAUGUGAAGAUGACUGGGAAAGCAGAUUUUCCUUCCAUCCCAUAUCGGACUUGCCACCUCCAGAGCCAUACGUACCAACGAACAAAAGUUACCCUAGUAAAGUGGGUAGGAAUGAAAGCAGAAGUAAGUUGUUUGCCAAAACAUGUUAAUUUUGAAAGAUAAUGUGCAAGG